Molecule: messenger RNA, 5107 nt
Organism: Hippocampus comes (tiger tail seahorse)
Lineage: Eukaryota; Metazoa; Chordata; Actinopteri; Syngnathiformes; Syngnathidae
Gene: tecpr1b
Product: tectonin beta-propeller repeat containing 1b
Exons: 26
Coding region: 264-3797 (1177 amino acids)
Biological process (GO): autophagosome maturation
Cellular component (GO): lysosomal membrane; autophagosome membrane
Molecular function (GO): phosphatidylinositol-3-phosphate binding
Source: RefSeq, a predicted model, not a curated record
CAACCAAUCAGUGCGCAGCUACCUCCAUUUCCCGAGUUGUAAAACCAGCAUUGAGCUUUCCGCUACUCUCCAAUUAAAAGCCCGUUGUGUGAGGAUGUCGGUGUGACUUCACUCUCUGGGACUCCGUGGGUCGCUUAAUGGAAUUGCAGAACCACAUGUGUAACUAAGUAUGCCGUAUGCCAUGACGCCUCCUUCCACAUUUCCUUGACAACCACGUAUCUGACACCGACAUUCAGUCCACUCUGUUUGUCUUAGGGAGCACCAUGUCCGUCACACUGCUGUGGGCGGUAGAUGUGUAUGGGAGGGUGUACAGUGUUUCCACCGCUGGCCAGCAUUGGGUGCGCACCGAAGACGCACUUUUGGAGCUCAAGCGCGUCACCGCCGGGAAAGGUCGCUGUUGGGGCAUCGGCUGUGACCACCACGUAUAUCUCAACAUGAUACCCCAUGAGAUGCCCAUCCGCUACAAAGAGGAGACCUAUGAAAACCAGCGGUGGAAUCCUGUGGACGGCUUCACGGAUACGCUGCUGCCCACCGACCGCUGGCCGUGGAGCGACGUGACUGGGAUGAAUCCUCAACCGCUCCAUAGCUUCCAGUUGCCGUCCCGCAGCUGGGAGUGGGAGGGGGACUGGUAUGUGGACCACAACUGUGGGGGAGAACCCAGUCAGACCGGGGGUUGGGAAUAUGCCGUCGACUUCCCCGCUAACUUCUCUCCCGACAAGAAGUGGAACUCUUGCGUGCGUCGUAGGCGCUGGAUCCGCUACAGAAGAUAUACAGCACAAGGCACCUGGGCGAAGAUCCCCUUGGACCAUCCCAGGAAGCCCCCUCUACCUCUAUGCGACAUCAGCUGCGGCGGCUGGGAGAUGAGUGACGAGUCUGGGAGGUAUCCUUACCUUUGGGCUGUGUCUCAACAAGGACAGGUGUGGUUCAGGGAGGGCAUCCACCCUCGGAUCCCAGAGGGCACACGCUGGGACGAGGUCGAGGUGCCCAAGGAGGUGGUCCAGUUAUCACUCGGUCCGAGAGACCUACUGUGGGCCGUUCUGUGGGAUGGCAACCUGCUGGUCCGUACGGGCCUCAGCCUGGACAGUCCCACUGGCACAUCGUGGCUGGAAGUAGAAUCACCCGAGAAGGAGAUGGAAACCCUCCACGUGUCUGUCGGAGUUAGCGUUGUGUGGGUGAUCACGAAGGACUACAAGGUGUGGUUCAGGCGGGGCGUCAAUUCGCACAAUCCCUGCGGGUCGGGAUGGAUCAGCAUCGUCGGCGAGAUGAUGAUGCUUGACGUGGGGCUCAACGACCAGGUUUGGGCUGUCGGUGAGGACCGCGGUCUGUAUUUCCGAAUUGGGGUGACGCCAUCCGAACCAAGUGGGAAUGGCUGGAUCCCCGUUUCUGCCGAGUGGGGCAACAGUAAAGAGAAUGUCCCACCCAGGGGCGGCCUCAAGUCGAGUAGCCAGCUGAAAGAAGCCUCCCAAGGCUCAGUGCUGAGCUGCACCGACUCCGAUUCAGAGUUAGGCCCGAGUGACCCAUCAAACAGCACAAAUGACACCCCAGUCCUGGAAGCAGCUGCCCCUUCGGUGGUCCCCUUAGGAGGAGCACCUAUCGUCCCUGUAGAUACUCAAGAUGCUCCCACACCACCUAAAUCCUUAAUCCCCGCAAGCGACAGCUUCAUCAACAGCCUGGUUUCGGACCGUGACAAAACCUCCACAAACCAACAGUCCGGCUUACAGAUUGAGGAGGAGGGUCAGUUCUCCCCAGCGCAGAUCCUCAUGAGCCCAGAGGCCUCUGGACCCGGGGCCCCUUGGAGUAACGUGGACCUCGAAAGCGCGGAGGUGGCUCGAAGCACGCAAGCAGAAGGGCCUCACUUGCGCAAUGGCAGCGCCCCUUACGGCAUGGGUCUGGAGGGUGCACAAGGUGUCGGGGAUGAGGACGGUCCCGUGUGGGCCUGGAUCUCAGGAGGGGGGUGCAACGUGGACGCUGCUUCGCAAGUCAGCUGGCUCAGUGCUACAGGCCCACUGGUCAGCUCUUUGUCACUGACCCCAGUGCAGUCUUCAGUAUGGAGCGAUCAGCAGCACAGAGAAGAAAUCAGCAAGAAACCUCUGGAAAGAAGCAAUUCCAUCUGGGUGCGUAAAGGCACGCUAUGUUGGUGGAGGGACUGGAAGCCGCAUCGGUGGGUGGACGUGGCCGUGGCUCUGGAGCAGUCCACCAAGUCAGACGGGGGGAAGGACAGCAUCUUCUUCGUUUACUACACACGUUAUGAUGAGAAAAAGUACCUUCACAUCUUCAUCAAUGAAGUGACAGCACUGGUUCCAGUGUUGCGGGACAGCCACUAUGCUUUUGCCGUGUACACGGGCCCCAGGACCAGACUGAGGAGUCCCCUGGUCCUGGCGGCCCAAACUGAAAAGGACAUGAAAGACUGGCUGAACUUGUUGUCGGAUGUUUGCUGCGAGUGCCGCGGAAUCGCAACUCCGCCGUCCAGGCAGGCCUUGUGGUCCACAACGUCCAAAGGGGACAUUUUUGUCCACGAGCCGUCCUUUUCCCUGGAGGCGCCCGCUCACACGCUGUCAUGUGACCUCAUGUUCUGGCGGCAGGUGCCCGGCCACCUUCGCUGUGUAGAGUCUAACAGUCUGGGGCUGGUGUGGGGCAUCGGGUGGGAUGGCACGGCCUGGGUGUACAGUGGGGGCUCCGGACGGCAGGCUAACUCUGCAGAUGCAGGCCACGCGUACCAGCAGACUGACGUCAGGAGCGUGCACGUGUAUGAAAAUCAAAGAUGGAACCCCGUGACAGGCUACACGGACAGAGGACUUCCCACUGACCGCCCCAUGUGGAGUGAUGAGAGCGGACUGAGGGAGUGCACCAAAGGCAACACACAGCCGCCCUCCCCUCAAUGGGCAUGGGUGUCCGAGUGGGCUGUGGACCACAGUGUUCCCGGUGGGACGGACAAGGAGGGAUGGCAGUAUGCUGCCGACUUUCCCGUAACAUUUCAUGGCCACAAAACACUGAAGGAUUUUGUUCGGCGAAGGCGUUGGACAAGAAAGUGUAAGAUCACACUGAGGGGUCCGUGGCAGCCGGUCCCGCCCAUCCCCUUGAGCGACAUCUCCCUGAUGUCGUGCCUGGCCCACAGCAGCAUGGAGCAGGUCCCCCUUUGGGCCCUCAGCGACAAGGGGGACGUGCUGUGCCGGCUGGGUGUCACCCCACAAAACCCAGCGGGCAGCUCAUGGCUUCAUGUCGGCACCGACCAGCCCUUCAAGUCCAUCUCCAUCGGCGGAGCCAGCCAGGUGUGGGCCAUCGCCAAGGAUGGAGCCGUCUUCUACAGGGGCUCCGUGUCCCCACAAAACCCUGCAGGAGAAUGCUGGUACCACAUCCCCUCUCCAUCCCGCCAGACCUUGAGACAAUUGUCCGUGGGCCGUACGUCCGUGUUUGCAGUGGAUGAAAACGGGAAUUUGUGGUACAGACAAGGCCUGACCCCGAGCUACCCCCAAGGCUCUGCUUGGGAGGUCAUCUCCAAUAAUGCCACCAAAGUCUCGGUGGGACCACUGGACCAGGUAUGGAUGAUAGCAGACGGAAUGGCAGGCUUCCCCGCAGAGACUCCAGGGACCGUUUGUCACAGGCUGGGGGUGGGACCCAUGCAGCCGAAAGGUCAACUGUGGGACUACGGCAUUGGGGGAGGAUGGGAGCACAUCAGCGUGCGGGCCAACUCGGUGGAGGCCCCCCGCACGCAACACCCGCUGUCCACUGCACCACCGCCGCCGUCGCCACGGAGGCCGCUCCCCCCGCGGGCCAACGGGGCCGCCGUGGGUGUGUAAAUGCGUCCUUCUCUCCCUCCCUCUUCUUCCUCUCGUUUGUGCCUGGAUCCACUUUGAGAACAUAAGCGCCACAAACACAAAUGCACAAUCAUCAUCAUCUUCUGUGUUGGGAAUCACUCGCGAGCCACUAGUGAGUCGGCCAUUUGUCGGCCCUCGAUAUGCCGCACAUGCAUCUUGAAUUGCAGUUGAACAAUGAUGGUGACUAGAAAAGCACUAUAUCCCAUGAUGCAUUGCGCUGAAAUGAUGUCCCACUUAAGGUCCAUGUACUAGUAUGCUAUUUGUCCUCACUUAUAAGUCAAUUCAGUGGAAAAGUAGACCUCGACCCCUGGUAGAGUGACUCUGACUUGGCGUUCACGUUUUUCUUAAACUACGCUACUGUCACUUUUGUGUAACACUAGUAGUCUACUAGUAACACUAGUAGUGCUAGUAGUUUUGCCUCACUCGUAACAUAAUUGCCCUAAUGUUAUACCUGCCUGUAUAAGUUGUUUUGUGCCGAAAUAUUAGUCAGUAGUGGAAAUAAAAAUCUUAGCCCUAAGAGUCUACUUGUGUGCUGAAUUUUCUUAGUAGUGAGGAGAAAGAGCUACUGGGCAACCUUGGCAUACUAGUAGACUUUUACAUGCCACUAAAUGAGGUAAAACUGUGCACUAGUUGACAACUAUGUGCUACUAGUACUGCCAUUGACAUGAUAUAGUUCUGCUAGUUAACCUCUAGCAGUUCACUAGCUGUACUAGUUGAGUGCAGCUCGUCAAGUUGGCAGAGUGCCCAACCCCCACCCGACCCCCCCAGUUGUUCUACUAGUGCGCUUUAUUAUGUCCGAGGACAAAGAGCGUAUUAGUACACAGACCUUAAACUGGACAUCAAAAAUAUUGAAUCAAUGCUCAAACUGUUUUGAAACUGUUUGAUGAUUUAAUAUUCUUGAUGGUUCUUGUACUAGUGGAAACAUGUUUUACUAGCAAGUACGAUGAAGUCAUUCAGGAAUGAGUGAAUGAUUCCAAAACAUGUAUUUGGAUGACGAAGCGAAGGGGGGAGCGAUUUGGGGGAAUGAUCCAAACUAUUUUGCAUGUUAGCGUCUUUUUCUGCAUUUUUGACAGCGGCUUGAAUUCAAAUGCAAAAAAAAAAAAAAAAUCCUGUCAGCAUUGAUCAGGGUAAGGGCUAAGAGAAACAAAACAUCCCAAACGGUCUUUUCGGUUGAUUGUCUUGGUGUCUUGCCAUUUAUCAUGCAUGUUAUUUAUUUUAUUAUUAUUUAUGUAUGUGCUUGUCUGAUGUGCUUUUUGGACCUGUUUGUAACACUUUUGUGGUGCCCCCCCAAG